Messenger RNA from Amyelois transitella, 1282 nucleotides. RefSeq names its product palmitoyltransferase ZDHHC15B. The transcript is spliced from 7 exons. Gene Ontology annotation, cellular component: Golgi apparatus; endoplasmic reticulum. Gene Ontology annotation, molecular function: protein-cysteine S-palmitoyltransferase activity. The record is from RefSeq and is a predicted model, not a curated record. Gene Ontology annotation, biological process: peptidyl-L-cysteine S-palmitoylation; synaptic vesicle maturation; protein targeting to membrane. Bases 84 to 1124 code for a protein of 346 amino acids. Lineage: Eukaryota; Metazoa; Arthropoda; Insecta; Lepidoptera; Pyralidae.
UCAUGUCAUGCAUGUCAAUUUUUUAUUGUCUCGAGAAAUGGAACGAUCAUGGAUGUUUUCAAUUUUUAUUUAAUUAAAUAACUAUGUCUUCGUCAGUUCAAAAUAAUAGAGUGUCCCACCCAGGAUAUUGUGUUUGUUGCAGAAUGUGCAAUAAGUGGUGUUGGAGGGUCUUCAAAUGGUUUCCAGUAUUGUUGAUAGUGUCGAUCAUAAUUUGGUCAUAUUAUGCCUACGUUAUUCAGUUGUGUAUUUUUACAAUUGAAAAUACAGCCCAACAAUGUGUUUAUUUGGUGCUCUAUCACAUAUUGUUGAUAAUGUUUGCUUGGUCAUACUGGAGGACAAUAUUUGCUGAUAUAAAGCCUAUUCCAGAUAAGUACAAGUUGCCAGAAGUAGAACUGGAGAAGUUAUUAAGCGCAGAGUCUGAGGAUGCACAGAGGACCAUUCUAGAGAACUUUGCCAAAGAUCUCCCAAUAGUAACAAGGACGAUGUCCGGCUCGGUCCGCUACUGCAACCGCUGCGUGCUGGUGAAGCCCGACCGCGCACACCACUGCAGCAUCUGCUCCCGCUGCGUCCUCAAGAUGGACCACCACUGCCCGUGGGUCAACAACUGCGUCUGCUACCACAACUACAAGUUCUUCAUGCUGUUCCUUGGCUACGCUUUAGUCUACUGCAUCUUCAUCAUGGGCACCUGUUUGCCAUAUUUUAUCAAGUUUUGGAAGGGUGAUUUCGGCGGCGCAGCAGCGACGGGCCGAUAUCACAUUGUGUUCGCAUUCUUCGUCUCGCUCAUGUUCGCCAUCUCGCUCGGCUCGUUGUUCGGCUACCAUUGCUAUCUCGUCAUGAACAAUAGAACAACUUUAGAGGCGUUCCGUGCCCCCAUGUUCCGGGGAGGCGCGGACAAGAACGGCUUCUCACUGGGAGCGUACAACAAUUUCAAGGAGGUGUUCGGCAAUAGCCCCAACUUGUGGAUGGUGCCAGUUUUCACAAGUUUCGGAGACGGCAUCGUGUAUCCGCUGCCGCAGCCAGACGAGGACACCGAGUCGUUGCUUAGUUCCGAGCGAUGGGAGCGGUGGGGCGAGCGAGCGAGGCCCUUCGAUGAGAGGGAAAGUUCCUCCUUUGACGAACUAUGAGUGUAAAUCCGGCCAUCUUACUUUGUGCAGGUUUAGAUCAAGGUUGCUUUAUAAGCAUGUACCAUUGGUGGAUUUCAAAAAAUCACUAAUCACGUUACGUAUAGAACUAAUGGUGCGCUGUGAUUGGUCGGCUUCAUGCAUCUUCGCCUCUAUUGGGG